Messenger RNA from Manihot esculenta (cassava), 1464 nucleotides. RefSeq names its product transcription factor JUNGBRUNNEN 1. Bases 305 to 1369 code for a protein of 354 amino acids. The record is from RefSeq and is a predicted model, not a curated record. Gene Ontology annotation, molecular function: DNA binding. Gene Ontology annotation, biological process: system development; regulation of DNA-templated transcription. The transcript has 2 exons. Lineage: Eukaryota; Viridiplantae; Streptophyta; Magnoliopsida; Malpighiales; Euphorbiaceae.
UUUUUAAAGUUUUAAGAAUUAUACUCUAUACAACAGUGUGUAUUUUAUUUUAUUUUAUAAAUUUAUAAAAAAAAUAACUUGAAAAUUUGAAUUAUUGCUUAGUUUCCAAGCAACCUAUACAAGUCAUUAUAUAUAUGGGUUCCUUCCUAUAGAUUAAAAGACCAAAAAAGAGAGAAAAAAAUGAUUGAAAACUUGAAACGGCCAGAAAUAAUAUACAACCUGUAGUGCCAAGAAAGAUUGAAACAGAGAGAAGAGAAAAGAAAAUAUAUAUCUUUUUCGAGUGGAAGAAAACCGGAGAGAAAAUAUGUCGUCCCCAUGGCUUUGUGGGUUUCGCUUCAAACCUACGGACGAGGAUCUCGUUCACUUCUAUCUUCAAAAGAAGUUGGACAGACAAGCAUUACCCCUUGGUUUGAUCACCGAAUGUGAUAUUUAUGCCGGGAAUCCAUGGAAGAUCUUGGACAAUGUCAAGAACUUUGAUGGGUUCUAUUAUGUGUUCACCAAUUUGAAGAGGAUGAGUAAAGCCAAGAUUGAUAGAAGGGCCGGUUCUGGAACCUGGAAAGGCCAAACAACAAAUCGAUUUCAACAAUCUGAAGGGAAGAGUCGUUGGGCAAAGAAAGCGUUCAUAUUUGAAGUUGAUAAGAAAAAUUUGAAAUCCGUUGGCCAAAACAAUGGGCGCUGGCUUAUGGUAGAGUUUUCAUUAGGCGAUGAAGGGUUUGAUGGAAAAGCUGUGCUGUGUAGAAUCUAUAACAAACAUGCAAGAGAUUUUCACAAGAAAGAACAAGUUGGUGUUGAUUAUUCAAAUUGUGAGGCAAUAGUCCCGUACGUUAAAAAGAAACAAGUAUCUUUGGCUGAUGACAAGGAAGGGAAUCAGCAUCCAACGAAGAAGAUGAAGAAACAAAGAUCUAUUGCUGAUGACGAGGAAGGACAUCAGAACUCAAAGAAGAUGAAGCAGCAGGAGCCGGUUGACUUAUACGGAGAGAGCAUUGGCAGCACUAGUUGUUGUCCUUCAAAUUUCGUAGUGGAGCAACUACCAGUAUCGUCUGACUACUCAAGUAGAUUCCCUGAAGAUGAAGCUGUCUUUUUAGCAGAUGGAGAAUUAAAUUCCCUUCUUGACUUUCCAUCAGAUUAUGAUCUAACAUCACUCCUCUUAGAUAUGGACGUAGGGACUGGAACUUUCCCUGAAGAUGAGCUCAGCAAAUUUUUGGCGGAGAACAUCGAUGACGGUGGCUUCUUCUCUUCCAUGCCACCUCUCACUAUGCAAUGCAACAAAGUUAACAAAGACGACGAAAACGGCAACAAUCUCUCCUCAUCGAUGCCUCUGCAAGGAGGGCUUUGCGACAGAAAUGCAGUUUUGCGGGAUGUUAAUUAGUAUGCUUUAUUUCUAGUUUCAUUGUAAUUAAACUCGGUGGUUAUAAUGCAUAGAUUGAUUCCCAUAUCUGCAAUUAUUAAUCAAAGCUUCCACUU